Molecule: messenger RNA, 2995 nt
Organism: Centruroides sculpturatus (bark scorpion)
Lineage: Eukaryota; Metazoa; Arthropoda; Arachnida; Scorpiones; Buthidae
Product: transmembrane protein 70 homolog, mitochondrial-like
Exons: 2
Coding region: 462-1649 (395 amino acids)
Biological process (GO): mitochondrial proton-transporting ATP synthase complex assembly
Cellular component (GO): mitochondrial membrane
Source: RefSeq, a predicted model, not a curated record
UUGAUUUUCUGUAAAACUCAUUGAAGAUGUCAUUUCGACUGCUGUUAGCUGUAAGACGACCUUUAAUUAAGAUUUUCAAUGGAAACUGUUGUAUAUUUCGUCAGAUUUCUACUAAAAAAUUACAAUCUUUACCUGUUCAGGUCCUAGAUUCUAGGACCUUGAGAUUUACCUUAGGUAGCCAAAAUGGCGGCGCUUCCUGUAACCUCGAAUAAGAUCAAUUAGUGACAAUUAACAUAGAGGGAGCUGUGUAACAAUGUGUUGAUUUAUGUAAAUCGUCAAAUCAUAACGUGGUGUGUGUAUAAUGGUGUAUUAACUAAAUAAUAACGACGUAAUAGUUAUCGUGCCUUAAUAUUAACAUUCAUCGUUUUAUCAUUUAAUUUAAUAACAAUUAAAAAUAAUUAAAAUAAUUGUUAAAAAAUAUUAUCUGUUUUUACGAAUUUUUUGCUAUUAAUUAUCUAAUAAUGGAUCAUUUAGAUAUUAAAUCAGAAGAUUUUUGGAAAAAAUGCACAACUCGGCAAUUCUAUCAACUAUUAGAAUCUGAAUAUUUAGAAUUAGGAUUAGAUUCCAGAAUUAGUAGUGAUUUUAAAUUUGCCGUAAGUUUAGGUAUUCAACAUAUUGAGGACGUGUGUAAAAUAUGUUCAAAAAAAUGUAAAAUAAUGUAUAGAAGUGAUAGAAAUUCAUGUGUUUUGCGAUGUCAAUAUUGUAGGCAUAACAGUUCAGCCUUUGAUGGCACAUUUAAAGGAAAAUGUGGUAAAAUUUCAUGGGCAGCAAUAUUGUCAUUUAUAUGGCACUAUGUAGGAUUGGAAUGUACUUCAUCAAAUUCUGCUAUUGCCGCAGGAAUUUCUAAGAAGGCAGCGGUUGAUUGGUGUAAUUAUAUACGUUUUGUAAUGCUCGUUGCUUUGCAUAAUAUGACUUCGUUCAAAAUUGGAGGUCCCAACAAAACAGUGGAAAUAGAUGAAACUGUUAUAUAUAAGCAUAAAUACGAAAAAGGCCGUAAAUUAAAAAGUACCAAAUGGGUAGUUGGAGGUAUUUGUAGAGAAGACAACAGUUGCUUUAUUUGUCAAGUAAAUGACUUUUCAGAAACAACUCUCAAUUGGAUAAUAUAUAAGUUUGUAAAUUCAGGAAGUGUAGUUAAUACUGAUGAAUGGAAAGGUUAUAACAACAUAGAUAAAUUGGAAGGAAUAAAUAUUGAACACAGAAUGGUCAAUCAUUCAGAAAAUUUUGUGAACCCAGAUAUGGGGGUUCAUACCCAAAAUAUCAAGAGAUUAUGGGGUUAUUUAAAGAAUAAGAAAAAUUUGCCUAAACAUUAUACAGAGGAUCUUUCAGAUUCUUAUAUGUAUUCGUUCAUGUAUAAAAAGUUCUUGAAUUGGCCGUCAAAAAACCCUGGAGAAAGGUUUUAUAUUUUCAUUAAGCACUUACGUAAUAUAUAUCCCGGUUCUGGAAAAAUACCAAUAUGGAAAGAACCUGAGAGUGUACCUGCUCCUCCAGUAUCUAAAAAUAAGAAGAAAGGAAAAAAAGAAAAUGGAAAUAAAGGCAAAUUAACAGAUAAAAUGGAUAAAAAUAGGAAUGAUAAAAGAAAAUCUACUUGUAAAAAGGAGUCUACAUCGGAAAAAAUCAAACGUCAUAUAAAAGAAACUAGUGAUCAAUAAUGUAAGUAAUUUUAUUAUUUUGUAAUUUUAUAUAUUUAAUAAAUAUUGAAAUAUUUCCAAUCUCAGAAUUGAAGAAAGUAAAUCACGUAGCAUUAUUUUGAUUAAUUCUCAUUACGGAAUAGUAGGGUGACCGGAUAUUGAUAUAGUAAAAGUAGGACAUUUGAAGUUUUAUAAUGCUUCCCAGUAGGACAUUUGACAACCCAGCUUAAAAUAAUAAUAAUCGGUAGUAAAAAAAGCACAAAACACUAAAAAUUGAUAAGUAAAUAAUUUUAAAUUGAUAUACUACUCUUGUUGUUUUAAAUACUAUUCUUUGUUGCAAUUGUACCCAUUAUUUAAUAUAAAAAUAUGAAAAAAAAAAAGUUUAUUGUUAUUAUUAAUGACUACCUAGUAGUAGUAGUUAUCUCUGAAAGUAGGACAUUUCCAUUAGGUGGUAGGAUGUAGGACAAAAGGUUUAAUUAUAGGACAUGUCCUCCCACAGUAGGACGGGUUGACACCUUACAGAAUAGUAUUGAAAAUGGCGACAGGAAGCACUGCCAUUUUGGCUACCUAAGGUAAAUCUAACCAAUUUACUUUAAAUAAAAUUUUAAAUUUCUUAUUUUAUUGGUUAGUGCUAUAUUUAUUCAUUUCUUUUAAUCAAAAUAAAAUAAACAAAUAAACUUCUCAUUGAAACCAUUCUUCAAAAUCACAUCAAAAAUGACUUGAAGUAUCUAAUAUAAACCCAUUCACAAAUUUAUAAUCUACAGUUCAUAAGAUACCUUUUCUUGAAAAUUGCCUUGCAGACUAAUAAAUUCAGAGGACUCUUAUUAUAAUUAUAAUAGUAGUACUGUAAAUGGAAUUACAAUUAGUGGAAAUUCUGAUUCUGAUACUAGAGAGACAUGCAAUUAAAUAUUAUAUAACUUUGACUGAAUUACAAUUCAUAAAUCUGUUUUCUGUCUGCUGCUUUUUGCAGUAUCGUACAAGGUUUUAACAACAGUUAUUGUAUAAUUGAAAUAAAAAAUGCCAGCAAUCAAAACUACUGUACUAUGAACAAGUAACAAUUAAAACAAUAGCAAGAUGUUUGAAACACUGGUUAAAAAUGAUUUUGCAUUGAGGAUAAUAGCACAAAAAAAUAACUUAAGAAUACUCAUUUAUCUUAAAAUGAUAUGUCAAUAUUGUAUAUUUUUUAAAUUCAAUUUGCAUCUAUCCUUUCAUGUAUCCUUUAUUCUGCUGUUUUAAUUGAUCAUAGAUUCUUUUGUACUUAUCACUCAUACUCAGAAAAAUUAAUAAUUGGGCUGCAAGAUUAACUAUAUAUGAACUUCCAAUACAAACCGGAAGGCAUAUUAUUUUCAUUUCAAUUCAAAAAUUUU